Messenger RNA from Melampsora larici-populina 98AG31, 1263 nucleotides. RefSeq lists its product as uncharacterized. The coding region runs from base 1 to 1263 and encodes 420 amino acids. Lineage: Eukaryota; Fungi; Basidiomycota; Pucciniomycetes; Pucciniales; Melampsoraceae. The record is from RefSeq and is a predicted model, not a curated record. The transcript has 5 exons.
AUGGUCAAAAAAGUGAUACCUCCGCCUUCGAGUCCACCAAGAAAAGCGGUUUCAAAAAAAAGAAAGAAAGACGAAUCAGGUCCGGAAAUCAACUAUUUACUGAUGAGUUCUGUUAUCCAAGACCAAACUGGAAACAGCACAAGUGCUAUACAGGACUCGUUAAAGGACGUUGGAGUUACCGUUGGAGUUAAAACUCAGAGGGAUUGUUUGCUUGGAUUACUGUCUCGGCAUGUGAUACGGAAGAAGCCUCGAAUGUCCAAGAGGCUAGUCCCAGACAUCACCCCAAGAUGCAAAGACAACCGAUUUGUAGAGGCCCGCGACAUCGAAAUUCCCAGUCAGCUAUCCGAUGAGGGUCCUAAUUAUUCUCUAUUUUCAAACCCCGACCUUGUGGAGAUGAUUCGUGGUGUGGGACUUGAUGCCACUGAUUUUGAUCGCACAAAUCUCAUCAAGAUGUGUAAGACAUAUAGUGAAUUGAACUCGAGUCGGGAUCAAUCCCAACAGCCUGUGGCAGGACCAUCGGUACCCACAAUUCGAAGUUCAGAGCCCAAAGAAGUUCCAGACUCGAGCCCGGAUCGUUCCAAAUCCCAACAGCCGGUUGCAGGACCAUCUGUAUCCUCCAUUCGAAGUCUUAAGAACAUCCGCUCAAAGAAGCCUGGAGUGCGCUCAAUCAAAAAGUCGUUGCCAAAACCAAGAAAAUCAGGAAAGGGCAAACUCAAAGCACGUGGAAGCGAUGACUACACAACAUCUCACUCUGGAAGCGAUGACUACGUACCAUCUAACUCUGGAACCGACAACUCCAAUCCAUCAGACACCUACAUCAGCGAAGCUAGUGAUGAUGAAAAUUCAAAUACCAGACCCAAUACUUCGCGCGACACUUCCAGGCCCAAAGGAAGGCAGAAUAGCAAAGGCACCUUCACCCUUGAUAGCGUACUUGAGUCUGGAGAGUCUCUGGAAACAAACUCAAUUCCUGAAGCACGAGAUGGACCAGACGAUUCGAAUCCCAAAAAACCAUCAAAAAAUGAGUCUGAUAAGCUAGAAACUGGAAGUGCGGACUGGGUCAUUCAAAGGAUUUAUAAGCUCGAAGCUCACAUAGCAAGGACAGACAAGAGACUUGAGGCGAUAUCAGAAAAGUUUGAUAUUUUAUCUGACAUUGUUGACAAAAGAAUUGGGACAUGCUCUCCAAAGGGCAGUGGUACUAAGUCACGCGGUGGGCAAACUUCAGUCAGUUGUUUUUCUAUGCGCUCAGUCUUGAAUCAAGAUUAA